Messenger RNA from Knipowitschia caucasica, 5034 nucleotides. The record is from the annotation of a GenBank genome assembly. Lineage: Eukaryota; Metazoa; Chordata; Actinopteri; Gobiiformes; Gobiidae.
AUGAGCUCCAUUGGGACCGGGUACGAUCUAUCGGCCUCCACCUUCUCCCCGGAUGGACGGGUGUUCCAGGUGGAGUACGCCAUGAAGGCUGUGGAGAACAGCAGUACGGCAAUCGCGAUUCGCUGUAAGGAUGGCGUGGUCUUCGGGGUGGAGAAACUUGUUCUUUCCAAACUUUAUGAACAAGGUUCAAACAAACGCAUCUUCAACAUCGACAGACACGUCGGCAUGGCGGUUGCUGGGUUACUGGCCGACGCUCGCUCUUUGGCAGAAGUGGCUCGCGACGAAGCUUCCAACUUUAGAUCAAACUACGGACACGACAUUCCUCUGAAGCACCUGUCAGAGCGCGUGGCCAUGUACGUCCACGCCUACACCCUGUACAGCGCCGUCAGACCCUUUGGCUGCAGUUUCAUUCUGGGUUCGUUUGACAAAGACGACGGGCCUCAGCUCUACAUGGUCGACCCGUCAGGAAUCUCCUACGGAUACUGGGGCUGUGCCAUCGGGAAGGCCAAGCAGGCGGCCAAGACCGAGAUUGAGAAACUACAGAUGAAAGACCUGACGUGUCGAGAACUCGUCAAGGAAGUUGCCAAAAUAAUCUACAUUGUUCACGACGAGGUGAAAGACAAAGCGUUUGAGCUGGAGCUGAGCUGGGUGGGAGAAGUCACAAACGGACGGCACGAGCUGGUUCCAAAAGAUCUCCGAGAAGAAGCAGAGAAAUACGCAAAGGAUUCACUGGAGGAAGAGGACGAUUCUGAUGAGGACAACAUCUGCUUCAUCUGUGGCGAAUAUAUCAAAUUGAGUUCCACUGCGAUUUCGAGCUGGACUCCAUCAAAUAACAACAAUAUGAAGGCAGUGGAGGAGCCUGCCUACCUGACUGUGGGGACUGAUGUCAGUGCGAAGUACAGAGGGGCAUUCUGUGAGGCCAAAAUCAAAACGGUCAAACGCCUUGUCAAAGUCAAGGUGAAUCUGAAAGGGGAGGGAACGUCACAGGUUGUCCAGGACGACCAGGUCAAAGGCCAGCUCCGGGUGGGGUCUGUGGUGGAGGUGAAGACCAAUGAAGGAGCCAACUCCGAGGCCGUCAUCAGUAAACUCACAGACGCCAGCCUCUACACCGUGGUGUUUGAUGAUGGAGAUGAGAAAACUUUGCGGAGGACAUCUUUGUGUCUCAAAGGAGAAAGACACUUCGCUGAGAGUGAGACUCUGGACCAGCUGCCUCUCACAAACCCAGAGCACUUUGGGACUCCCGUCAUUGGCAAGAAGACCAACAGGGGGCGCCGCUCCUCUCAAGCUGUUGCUGAUGAGGAGAAUGAGUCGUCGUCGUCUUCAGAGGAGGAAGAGGAGGAUCGCAGAGUGACUGAUGAGCUGCUGGGGACAGUUUGUUCUGUGGACCCAGACCUGGUCCUGGUACUGUCUUCAGUCUGUAACGAGGAGCUGGUGGUGAAGAAGGACCACUGUUUGGUUCGCUCUUUUGGAGAUGGAAAGUUCUCCACCGUGCCCCGAAGAACCCUGCACGCCCUCAACUCUGCCUCCAUCUGCAAACCUGAGCACGCCAGCAGGAAAGGUGUGGCAGCAGCCCAGGCUUUCCUCCGGACCAGAGACAUUCCAGAGGCCUGGAAGAUGGACCUGAGUCAGAUCCUAGAGACGUCAUCAGACAGCGACGAAAAGCACAGCGGUGAAGAGGAGGAGGAGGAGGAGGAAGAGGAGAGACGCAAGAAGAGAAUCGUAGAAGAGCCCGAGGAGGAGGCUGACCCCGAGGAGAGGGACAACUUCCUGCAGCAGCUCUACAAGUUCAUGGAGGAUAGAGGGACGCCCAUAAACAAGCCUCCGGUGCUGGGGUAUAAAGACCUGAACCUGUUUAAGCUCUUCAGGCUGGUGACCCUACAGGGCGGCUGUAAGGCCAUAGAGUCGGGCACCGUGUGGAAGCAAAUCUACAUGGACCUGGGCAUCCCCAUUCUCAACUCUGCAGCUGCCUACAACGUCAAGACUGCGUACAAGAAGUACCUGAUCGGGUUCGAGGAGUUCUGCCGCUCGGCGCUCAUCACGUUCAGAACCAUUCACCACAACAACCCCCGCCCCCCGCCAUCCCCAGCGAAUCAGAGAGCUCCGUCAGACACAAAGACGAGCCCCCCAGCCAAUCACAGGACGCCGCCAGAGGCUAAGAUCAGCCCUCCAUCCAAUCAGAGAGUGGUGGGGGUGGAGCUUAAAGAGAUUGUGAAAACGGAGACUGAAACUGACAGCGAGAGUGAAUGUGAGGAGCGCCAUACCUCGCCGAGGGGUCGGCGCCGGUGUGUGCUCCCCCUAAAGGACAAACGUGGUACGGACUCAGACGAACAGAGAGACAAACGCACUCCCAGGCUUAGUGACCAAUCAGAGCGCCCGCCGAGGCUCACCGACCAAUCAGAGUGCAGGGGCAGGCUAAGCGACCAAUCAGAGAGAGGCUCUGAAGAUGAGGAAGAGGAUGACGAGGAAGAAGAUGAUGACACGCCGCACCAGCCGACAGAGAGGUCGGAAGAGGACCCUGACGGCGUCACUGGAACCAGAGUUCGGGUCAAAUACGGUCGCGGGAAAACACAGAAGAUUUAUGAGGCUCAUAUCAAGAAGACAGACCUGGACAACGGAGAGAACAUGUACUUGGUGCACUACUACGGCUGGAACGUCAGGUACGACGAGUGGGUGAAGGCCGACCGCAUCAUUUGGCCCUCGGAGAAGGGCUCGAAGAAGAAGAGGAGAGGACGACUCAAGAAUAAGGAGGAUGGGCCCCCAGAGGAGGACCGGCUUCCACCAAUGAGGGGCUCUGGGGCCCGCCGGGGCCGACCCCUGGGUAGCAAGAACAAGGCCAAUGGGAGAACUCCAGAUAGAAGAGAGGGAGGCCCCAACAUGUCCAACGGAGACACUCCUCGCAGAAGAACCAGGAGGACGUCUGGGAUGUACGACUCUGACAGGGCUUCAAACGAAGAUUCUGGGAACUCGUCGGAUGACAGCGAAUCGGAGGACUCGACGGAGAAGAAGCCUUUCCCGUGGCGACGGCAGGAAGCGGAUCCCAAACCGGAAGGGGAUCUGUGUCUCAAACAGGAAGAGGAGGAGCAGAGCGAGAGCUGUGAUGUCAUGCCUGAGUCUGCACCCGAGCCCGGAGAGACUACAACUCCCAGCAUACACCAGGAUACACCCCCCGGCCAACCAGAGCCGGAGGCAAGGCUGGAGGUUCUGCCUGUCUCUCCAGAAAAGAAGCCGGCCACGCCUCCCUCUCUGCUCCUGGAGUCGUCCCCCAGACUCAAGCUGCUGUCAUCGCACAUGUCUCUGCCACCGCGCUCCGAGCCCAUGGUCAUCCUUCACCACUGCCUACCCCCAGACUUUGACACGGACUCCGCCUCUGAGACCGACAGCGAGGAGGAGGACAAGAGACCAGAGGAGAGCAAGGAGGAGCAGAGAAAAGAGGAGGAGCCAGAGGAAUGUAAACUAAUGAACAACAAAGCUCCACUGAGAGACCUGAACAGUCGGAGUCCGCAGAAGCCUCCGCUCACGUCUUCAAUCCAAUCUCCGGUCAGAGACAGAAACGCGUCCGGAGAGAAGUCUGUGAGACUGGAUCUGAGCGAAAUCGUUAAGUCUCCUGUUCGAACGGACAAAACUCUGCCGCAGACUGCAUUCCAGAGCCCACAGCUGUGUCUACCGCAAGAUCAAAACUUGGACGCCAACACUCUGACCGAAGAGCUACUGGAAGGAGAGAGGACGCCAGAAAGACUCGUCAAAUCGCCGCCUCAAAACUCACCGAGAAGAGACCGGAAUCAGCUGGAAAAUUCUAAUUCUUCUCCAAGAAGAGACCGGAAUCAGCCUGUGAACUCUCCGAGGCGAGACCGGAUCCAGUUUGAAAACUCUCCAAGACGCGACCGGAAUCCACUUCAGAAUUCGCCAAGACGAGACCGAAUUCAACCGGAGAAUUUGCCGAAGCAAGAUGGGAACACGCCUGUAAACUCCCCACGGCGCGAGCGAGUCCAGGUGGAAAGUUCUCCGCGACGGGAGCGAAACGCCGCUGAAGAACCCCCGAGAGGUGACUGCGUUCACCUCGAAAACUCACUGAAACUAGAAGAAAGCAAAGAGCAGAGAGUGGAGAAAACUGAGAAGAGCGAACAGGAAAAGUCGCCACAGAAACGUAAGGCCCCAGAGCAGAGGAGUCCGGAGAAGAAACUCAAAACAGAAGUAUCCCUGAACGUUGCAAACGCGGAGCAGGAGUGCACAGCACUACAAGAUGAAAGCAAAACAGAGGACGCCACGGUGGCAAAGUGCGAGGAGGCAAAGGGGGCGGAGGCAGAGGAGUGCGAGCAGACGGUCCCAGAGAUGGGUCCUGAGGCGCUGGUCUGUCAUGAGGUGGAUCUGGACGAGCCGGACGAGAGGGAGAAGGUGGUGAACGCGUCCCAACAGCUACUGCUCAUGAUGCAGCUGCCGCCCACGCCGGUUAAAGCCCCACCCACGGCCGUAAAAGGCCUGACGUCUCCGCCCACAAACUGCAGCGAGGAGAGGAAGCACAGGAACACCGAGCGGCGACACGAAGAGACAAGCUCCAGUCCGACGUCCAACUCGUCCAACUGUGAGAGAGGUCAGAAGCGUGUACUGGAGGAGCACCACAGUCCCUCAGUGAAGAAACACAAACGUCACAAACGUCCCACGCCACAGAAACACGAGAAGAACGGAGCUGGCCACAGCAGUGACAGUGAGGACCAGACCAGAGUCACAAUCAAGACCCACAAGCACUGCCUCUCCCCGACCAGCAGGGGGCACAAGUGGACGCUGCACAUUGACGACCUUGAGAAGAUGACGUCUUCAGACCGGAUCUCGUUUCUUCAGGACAAACUGCAGGAGAUCAGGAAGUACUACCUGAGCUUGAAGUCUGAGGUGGCCUCCAUCGACCGCCGAAGGAAGAGGCUGAAGAAGAAGGAGCGAGAAGUUUCCAACACGGCUUCGGCCUCGUCUUCCUCCGACGCCGGCAUGAGCCCCUCCUCCUCCUCCCCGUCUCAGAGCUCAUUGGCUGUAGAGGUCAGGUGA